GUGAGCAGGUGUUCUCGUGGGCCCACAACGUCGCUUCGAUGGGACCGCGCGAGGACUCCGCGUGCAGGUGGUAUUGCAAGAAUUGCAAGAAUGAUCGCAUGGGUAAGCAGUGGUGGAACAUGGCGCAUGCAAAGAAGUGUGUGCUGUGCGGCUUGGCGAAAGGAGUCAUGUUCGGGGGCAACGUUCAGCCCGCGGAGCCUUCAGUCCGCGCCAAGUCCAAGAUGCCUCCGUGGAAGUACCAGCCCGCUGAGGCAGCAGGGCAGGCGAAGAUACGUGAGUUGGAGGCGAAGAUCAAGGAGCUUCAGGCUGAGUCUAAACGUGGGAUCCUCGGGGACCACAUGCAGGUCGACGCUGGCGAAAAGGAUGAUGAGGCUGACAUUCGCAGAAGGCUCAAGGAGAUUGAUGAGCAGCUGGCGUUUGUGUCCAAGUAUAGCAAUGAGUCCAAGGCGGGCGCAUAUGUGGAGUCGCUACGGGUCGAGAAGGAGCGUUUGCACAGCACGCUUCAGGAGUCUCGCCCCAUGUAUGCGAAGUUGCAGACCAUGUCCAAUCGGCUCAAGACGGCGGAGAAGAGGGCGGAAGCGUCGAGAGAGUUGGUGGCUGAGAGGAAAUUUCAACUUGGUGAGAUGCAGAAGAGUCUGGAGCAGGCCGAGAAGAAUCUCACUGAGCAGGAGAAGGAGGUGGUGUCGCUCAGCGCGCAGGUGCAGGAACUCACGAAGCAGGCGCCAAUGGCUCCUGAGCCAGCAUCACUCGAGGAGAAGGGCAAAGGCAUGGCCAUGGACGUUGGUGCCUUGGGCAAGAUGCUUGAGGCGCAGGGUCUCGGCUCCGAGCAGGCGGAGGGCUUGGCGCAGGUGCUUGCGGACAGUAUGUGUAAGCUCUGGGUCAGGCAAGAGGCUGACGAGUCGAAGCGAGACGGACAGGCUGCUCUGCCGCUCCAAGUUCCUCGCACGCCGUUGGGCGAAGCAGGCGGUCCAUCGCCUGGCACGCCGAGUGCUGAGGCAGGGGGCGGCGUGCCCGCAGCUGCAGCAGCAGGAGGCGCCAAGCCCAAGUCGUUGGACCAGGUCAUCGCAGAUGCCAAGGAAGAGGAGCUGCGGGAGUCGUUGGCGGCGCUGUACCCAUCCGAGCUGGCGGAGCAUGUUCCCAAGGUUGUGGCGGACUCCAGUUUGGAUGCUGAGGAUUGCCAGCGGGAUUUUCAGCAGUCUGACGACGUGGGCUUCGACCUGGACGAGUUCUUCGGCAUCACCGAGAAUCCGACGGCGGCGCUGACCUCUACCUCGACCAAGUGUGGGUCUACUGGGGCCAGCUCUGCUCUGGCGUCUGGGCAGCAGCCUGAUACUGACCUCAAGUUGAAGGGAGUGAUCACGUCUGCCAAUGUGGAGGGUGCAGGACCUCUCAAAUUGUUCAUGGAGACGUGCAGGUCCAAGAUCGUGGUGAUUCAGGAGCAUCGCACGUUAGCCAAGCAUCUUCCAUCGUUGCAGGCUCAUAUUCAUGAUCUGGGCUUCCAUGGGUACUUUGGUGGUGCUGUGGAGACUGGCGCUACGGGGCAUUCUGGUGGAGUAGCCAUCCUGGCUCCGACGCAUAUCGCGGUGAAG
Prorocentrum cordatum is the source of this 1589-nucleotide messenger RNA. Lineage: Eukaryota; Dinophyceae; Prorocentrales; Prorocentraceae. The record is from the annotation of a GenBank genome assembly.